This is a messenger RNA of Octopus sinensis (East Asian common octopus), 2437 nucleotides long. RefSeq lists its product as uncharacterized. The record is from RefSeq and is a predicted model, not a curated record. The transcript has 2 exons. The coding region runs from base 89 to 2437 and encodes 782 amino acids. NCBI's taxonomy places the organism in Eukaryota, Metazoa, Mollusca, Cephalopoda, Octopoda, Octopodidae.
AAAACAAAGAGAUAUACAUGCACAACAACAGGAACAAAACACCUCAGAGGAGGAAUUCUUGGCAGUCGGCACAAUAAAUGUGCAUGAGAUGGGAAAUGACGACCAGAAAAAAAAUGAGGCAUACACAACAAUAAGAAUUCAAAAGAAGUCUGGCAAGAAACGAAUGAACAUUGACUUAAGGCUGAAGAUUGACACUGGAGCCCAGAGUGAUAUCUUGCCUGUCAACCUUUACAAGAAGAUGUUCCCAGAACACAUGACAGAAGAGGAUAAAAUCAAAGAAGGAAUCCUCACACCAAGUGAUGUAAUCCUCACUGCGUAUGGAGGUAAAAGGAUUCCACAACUGGGCAAAACAACAAUUACAGGGACACACAAAGGAAAAAUAAUCAAGUGUUCUUUUUAUGUCACAAGAACAGAGGGACCAGCAAUUCUUAGACUCGAUACCUGCAAAAAGCUAAAUAUUGUGUCAAUCAAUGGUGAAGUGAAGGCAACUCCGGGCAGGAUUGACAGAGAUAUGCCUAUCAAAGACCGACCACCCAUCACAAACAAAGAUGAAUUGAUAAGCAUGUACCCUGAAUGCUUUGACGAUACAUUUGGGUGCUUUGUGAAAUGUCGAUACCAUAUAACAGUCGACCCAAAUAUCAAACCAAUUGUUCACCCACCUCGCCGCGUCCCUCUGGAGCUAAAAGAGAAGCUGAAGACAGAGUUGGACAAAAUGGAAAAAAAAGAAAUAAUCACCAAAGUGACACGACCAACAGACUGGGUAAAUUCAAUCAUAAUCAAGGAAAAACCCAAUGGUACCCUACGGAUAUGCCUCGAUCCAAGGGACCUGAACAAGGCAUUAAAAAGAGAGCACCAUCCAAUUCCAACCCUUGAAGAAAUCACACCAUCAUUGGCUGGAUCUAAAUUAUUCAGCAAACUGGAUGCCAGUAAUGGGUACUGGAAUGUAAAGAUAGACAAAGAGUCAUCCAUGCUCACUACCUUCAACACACCACUUGGCAGAUAUCGAUUCAACCGACUCCCAUUUGGAUUGAAGGUGAGCCAAGAUCUUUUCCAGUGUCAAAUAGAUGAGACCUACCAAGGCUGCAAGGGAGCAAUCGGAAUAGCAGAUGACAUCCAAGUGCAUGGCAAGGAUGAGACCACACAUGACUUCAAUUUACAUGAAGCUAUGGAGAAAACCCGACAAGCAGGCAUCAAACUCAAUGCAAACAAGUGUGUGGUAAAAGCAAAGGAGUGCAAAUUCUUUGGAAUUAUAUACUCUGCAGAGGGAGUGAAACCAGACCCCGCUAAAGUGGAAGCCAUCAGAGACAUUAAAGAACCCAAAGACAAGGAACUCAGGAGCUUCCUGGGACUCAUCCACUACAUGGGAGCCUUCAUACCUAAGCUGGCUGAUCACACUGCAAAUCUCCGAGAACUAAACAAAGAUGACGUAGAGUUUGAUUGGUGUGCUUCACACACACAGGAUUUCGAAGCAAUCAAAAAGCUCAUCAGUAAGGAGACAACUCUGCAGUACUAUGACAGACGCAAACCAGUAACACUGCAAGUCGAUGCUUCUAUGAGAGGAGUUGGCGCAGCACUGAUACAGGAAGGUAAACCCAUUGCAUAUGCCUCGAAAGCUCUCUCACCCACAGAGACAAGGUACGCAAAUACUGAAAGGGAACUCUUGGCAGUAGUAUAUGGAUGGGAAAAGUUCCAUACAUACCUGUAUGGCAGACACUUCAAUAUUAAAACAGACCAUCGCCCGCUAGAACAAAUACAUAGAAAAAACCUCAUGAAAGCACCAGCCAGACUGCAAAGAUUACUGUUAAGGCUUCAAACAUACGACUACGAUAUCAGGUUCAAGUCAGGAAAAGACCUGAUAUUGGCGGAUGCUCUUUCCAGACUAUCCUCACAUGAUAAACAGGAGAUGGAAGGACUAAGCAUAAAGGUCCACCACAUUGUAAAUGUAACAACUACAAAGCUAGCAGAAGCCAAAGAGGAGACCAGCAAAGAUGAAGAACUCCAGCUCCUUACUCAGAUGGUGAUUCAGGGGUGGCCAGAAAAGAGACGUCAGGUGCAGCCCCUCAUUCAUGAAUAUUUGGCCAUCCAUGAUGAUAUAUCAGUGGAGAAUGGAAUCCUGAUGGCUGGAUCCCGAAUAAUUAUACCCAAGUCAAUGCAAAAAGAGAUUCUUGACAAGAUCCACCAAGGGCAUCUCGGAAUGGAGAAAUGCAAGCUCCGAGUCAAGUCAGCAGUAUAUUGGGUAAGCAUGUACAAAGACAUAGAGAAGACAGUUUCUACAUGCCACAUCUGUCAGAAGUACAGAAACUCACAACAAAAGGAGGAAAUGAUAUCUAGUGACAUCCCAAGAAGGCCAUGGCAAACUAUUGGAGCAGAUCUGUUCACAGAGAUCCAAGAAUGGUAUUUGAUAAUGGCCUGCUACUACUCCAAAUUCCAUUUGUGA